Messenger RNA from Caenorhabditis remanei, 588 nucleotides. RefSeq lists its product as uncharacterized. NCBI's taxonomy places the organism in Eukaryota, Metazoa, Nematoda, Chromadorea, Rhabditida, Rhabditidae. Bases 1 to 588 code for a protein of 195 amino acids. The transcript is spliced from 2 exons. The record is from RefSeq and is a predicted model, not a curated record.
AUGCAUAUGCAUUCAUCUCUUCCGCCGCCAACACUCCAAACUCAUCGUCUUCAACUAAUGCAUCCACCACCAUCACUACACGACUCUUCGUUUAUGUCUCAAUAUCAGCCGAUCGUUCCACCACCACUCGGAUCGCCGGAAUCAAUGAGCUCACCCAUCAUGUUACCUUUCUAUAAUGCACGUAUAUUGAGUCCUGUGAGAGCGCCUGAAAGACAAGAGACACCAAGCAAGUCUCGAUCGCCGUCACGCUCAUUCCGUGAACGUGUAACAUACGACAGUGGAAGAGGAAACGAGAGAGGACGUCGCUACAACAGCCGUCAAAACGAGUCGACUUUAUCCAGUUCCUACUCCAACAAUCGUCCCUACAACUCGUCAUACCGCCCACCGUCAUCCCGUGGCUCACACCAUCUAUCGUCGUCCUACCACUCGAAUUCGUCCUAUCAACGUCCUCCAUUUCGCCAGAGAAAUUAUAGUAAUGAUGGGAAUCGCAAUCGACCAAAUCACCCAUCUCGUGGCUAUAACAACAUCUCUUCCCAUCCAUCGUCUUCCUCUAAUUAUCCUCGUCGUGAUAAUGAUAGAAGAUAUUAA